UCGAUUUCGAUCCAAACCAAACGUCAUUUGACCAUCGUGCGCUGAGGUUGCUUUGUCUUACGUGCUAAAAACUAAUCGUUCUGUCGUUGUUUCUGGAACUUUAGCAGUAAUUAAUUUGUGCUAGUGCAAGUGAAUACUAGAAAGGAUUUAAAAUGGUGAAAGAGACAACGUAUUACGAUAUUUUGGGGGUGAAACCGAGCUGUACUACAGAUGAACUCAAAAAGGCAUACAGAAAGUUAGCUUUGAAAUACCACCCUGACAAGAACCCCAAUGAAGGUGAACGCUUCAAGCAGAUCUCACAAGCCUACGAAGUUCUUUCUAAUCCGGAUAAACGGCGAAUUUACGAUCAAGGUGGAGAGCAAGCGUUAAAAGAAGGUGGUGGUGGAAGUGGAUUCUCAUCUCCGAUGGAUCUCUUUGACAUGUUCUUUGGCGGUGGCUUUAGCGGUGGCCGGCGACGUGGUCGUGAACGGAAAGGAAAGGAUGUUAUUCACCAGCUAUCUGUCACAUUAGAGGAAUUGUACCGUGGUGCUGUUAGGAAGCUGGCUCUACAAAAGAAUGUUAUCUGCGAGAAAUGUGAAGGCAGAGGUGGCAAAAAGGGUUCAGUGCAAACAUGUCCGACUUGCCGAGGCACAGGUAUGCAGGUCCAGAUCCAGCAACUUGCCCCGGGUAUGAUACAGCAAAUCCAAACUGUGUGCUCUGAUUGCCGUGGCAUGAGGGAGAUCAUUGAUCCUAAAGAUCGCUGCAAAGUCUGCCAGGGACGUAAAACUGUACGAGACCGUAAAAUUCUUGAAGUUCAUGUUGACAAAGGUAUGACAGAUGGACAGAAGAUUAUCUUCAGUGGAGAAGGCGAUCAGGAACCAGAAAUGGAGGCUGGAGAUCUUAUUAUAGUCUUAGAUGAGAAAGAACAUGAGUUAUUUAAACGUUCCGGAAAUGAUCUGAUCUUACGCUUAAAUAUAGAGCUUGUGGAAGCUCUAUGUGGCUUCCAGAAGGUUAUUAGAACUCUUGAUGAGAGAGAUAUUGUGGUGACUGUGAUGCCCGGAGAGGUCAUUAAGCAUGGUGAAGUAAAGUGUGUCCUUAAUGAAGGUAUGCCUAUGUAUAAGAAUCCAUUUGAAAAGGGCCAACUGAUUAUUCAAUUCUUAGUUAAUUUCCCCAACACUAUUCCGCCUGAAGUCAUUCCCGCGUUAGAGAACUGCUUGCCGCCGAGACCAAGGAUUGAAAUCCCUGAAAUGGCUGAAGAGUGUCAUCUUAUCGAGCUGGACCCUGAGCAAGAGAACCGUCGGCGGCGCGCGCACCACGCCGCCUACGAGGAGGAUGAUGACCAUCCCGGCAUGAACCGCGUGCAGUGCGCCACCGGAUAACUGCAGCGCCACACCGCGCCACACCGCGCCGCACCGCAUGGACCUCCCGCAUGGUGCACUACCAUAAGCUUUAUGUUAGGUUAUGUUCACUAAAUGUAUUGUAAGCCAACUAAGCUCCCAAUUUGCUAUAUAGUCAUUGAAGUUCUAACUUUGGCUAUUUUAAUGCCAUUCGCUAUGAAGACGCAUUGUUUCAGUCUAUCAGAAAGACGUCUACAUUAGACAUCUCGGUGUUCCGCUGCUCGUUUUGCACCUUCUC
Molecule: messenger RNA, 1614 nt
Organism: Papilio polytes (common Mormon)
Lineage: Eukaryota; Metazoa; Arthropoda; Insecta; Lepidoptera; Papilionidae
Gene: Droj2
Product: dnaJ homolog subfamily A member 1
Exons: 8
Coding region: 153-1358 (401 amino acids)
Biological process (GO): protein refolding; response to heat
Cellular component (GO): cytoplasm; cytosol
Molecular function (GO): ATP binding; Hsp70 protein binding
Source: RefSeq, a predicted model, not a curated record